Molecule: messenger RNA, 1386 nt
Organism: Trichomonas vaginalis G3
Lineage: Eukaryota; Parabasalia; Trichomonadida; Trichomonadidae
Product: 8-oxo-dGTP phosphohydrolase protein
Exons: 1
Coding region: 1-1386 (461 amino acids)
Biological process (GO): nucleoside diphosphate catabolic process
Cellular component (GO): membrane
Molecular function (GO): nucleoside diphosphate phosphatase activity
Source: RefSeq, a predicted model, not a curated record
AUGUUCUUUUUGUUUAGUGCCUUAAUACAUUCACAAAAGGUUCUCAUAUUCGAUGCGGGCAGUAGUUCCACUCGUGUUUACUUAUAUAAAUACGAAAAUGCAUCCGACCCAUUAACUUAUGAAGCGAUGGUUGAUGAAAAUGGAAAUCCAUUCAGUUUCAAAGGAGAUGAAGCCUCAACAAAGCUCUCCGAUGUUGCCAAAAACGAAUCUGUCAUGGAUGAAAUCUACAGACAGCUCUUAACAGAACAUGCAAAUAAAUGGAUCGAUGAAAAGGAGCAGAGCAGUGUCCCACUUAUUGUUUAUGCUACAGCUGGUAUGCGUCUUCUCCCUCUCGAAGACCAGAAGAGAGUUAUGAAGAUUGCUUACAAGAAAGCAAAACAAAAUUUCAAAUAUAAAGUCCAGGAAAAGCAUUUCAGAGUAAUUCCAGGCUACGAAGAAGGUCUGUUUGCCUGGGUCGCUGUGAACCGUCUACGCCGCGCUUUCACUCCAGAAACGAAAACAUUACCGAUUUUCGAAUUCGGAGGUGCUUCAGCUCAGAUAGCGGCAGAAAUCACUGAAAAGCCAAAGUCUUACCUCAAGAAAUUCCUCUACCAAGUUAGAAUCGGAAAGGAUAACUACAACGUUUUCGCUCACUCAUGGCUUGGCUAUGGUGGCGAUAUCAGCUCCGUAACCGUCCACAAAGAAGUUAUGAAGACCACCCACGAAUCUCCAUGCGUUAUUAAGGGUGCAAAUCUUACACUUAAAAUUGAUGGUAAAAAUGAAACAUUUACAGGCAAGGCAGACUUCCAGAAAUGCUACCAACUCUACGAAACUCUUGUUUUCAAGAAGGAUGAAGAGAAGAACUGCGGCGGAUACCCAGUUCUUUUCAAAGAUGAAAAUGAAAACGUUUGCGUUCCUCUUCCAGCAAAAUUUGACCGUAUCUAUGCACAAGGUGUCAUGCAAUACUCAGCCGAUUAUCUUAAACUCAACGAUACCCUCAAACUUAACGAUUUCAUUCAGAAAUCUUACGUUUACGGCAACUACACCUACCAACAAGCUUACGACUACAAUCCAAAAUACAUGUACAUUCACAUGGCCUACUUACAGCAACAUCUCCUUAUCAAUUUCUUAGAUCGUGGAUUCCAACACGAUAAACUCAUUGAUGAGCUCGUAAUCAGCGCCCCAAUCAAGAUCAAUAAUGUAGAACCACAAUGGACACUCGGCGCUGUCCUUGAAGCCUUCUCUGCAGCUUCUGUCGGAAUGGCUUGGUAUAUUAUUUUAAUUAUCGUCAUCGCUGUCGUUGCCAUUGUUGUCAUUUGUGUAUUUGUCGUAUACAAACUCGCUUGCAAGAAACAGGCUUCUUUCCAGAACGUCAAAUCCAUUGAUAAUGGUCAAUUACUAAUGUAA